This is a messenger RNA of Babjeviella inositovora NRRL Y-12698, 2979 nucleotides long. It is a transcript of the gene KAR9, whose product is annotated as Kar9p. Gene Ontology annotation, biological process: nuclear migration along microtubule; mitotic spindle orientation checkpoint signaling; establishment of spindle localization. Bases 195 to 2810 code for a protein of 871 amino acids. The transcript has a single exon. The record is from RefSeq and is a predicted model, not a curated record. Gene Ontology annotation, cellular component: mating projection tip; cell cortex; spindle pole body. NCBI's taxonomy places the organism in Eukaryota, Fungi, Ascomycota, Pichiomycetes, Serinales.
CUAGACUGAAUUCCCCUCAUUGAUCCACUUGGCUCGAUCCCUUUUCAGCCCAUCCUUCAUUCCUCGCCGUUCAGACGCUCUGGAAUAUCACCCGCCGCGCAUCGGCCUUGGGACCUGGCACCUACUCCAGAUCAUACAUGUUCUAUAAAAACACGAGACCCAAUUGAUAACUAAAUCUACGAUUCAUCCACUCGAUGAAUCCGCAAGCGGGACCACAAACCCAUGAGAUCCUCCCCAAUGUCGAAUCUCUGCUCGUCGAGCUCAAGCUUUCUGAGAUCCUCCAAUCGUGUCCCCGGUUCUCCUUUUACCAGGAGCUUAUCAACCUAAAGCACUUGGAACAGUCCUACAAAACCCCCAAUGCCCCACCCCAGGCGCAGCCGAAGUACGAUCUCUUCCAGAUCAUCAACACGGUGGAAGACAUUAUCCACUAUUUGGAUGAGGUGCGCGAUAUCUGUCUUGAGACCGUGGAGUACUGCAAGGCCGCAGGACUAGCAGAGAACACGCGGUACCUCAACUGGUUGUACGACGGAAAAGACGAGGUGGCCGAGGUGUUGCGGAAUAUCGAGUCCGUAGACCAGAUUGUGAGCCAGUUGCUAGUCUUACUUGAGUUGCGAGUCAACAACCAAGCAUCUGUCGAAUCCACGGAAGAAACCAUUCCCGAAACAUUCUACAACGAAAUCCUCGACCAGUUUGAGCUCAUCAGCGAGGUCUCGUUGGAUAUACGAAACCAUUUGUUUUUCAACUUCAAGAAGGACUUGCCUGUAGCGGUGGCCUUCCAUGACAUCUACUACGCGGGGCUCGAUUCAUUGAACAGCGAAAUCCAAGAGUGCUUCAAGUUGUACUUCCGGGUUCACGAAUCGCGCUUCAAUGACCGGUUGCAGUUCCCAGACUUGGCCACUGUGGUGCUGAAGCUUCAGCUAGCGAUAACAGACAAAGCCCAUACCGAAUCAGACGCAAAACUCGCCUCCAAAAUCAAGCUACCAACCUUCAGUGCAGCUGAAGAGGCAACUUACCAGGAGUACCUUGCCCUUCCAGAGCGAAUCGUCCCCUUAAACGCCGCGGUACACGUCUUGCCGCAGAAAAUUGAGGAAUUUGCGGAUAUCAGUAAGCCCCACUACCUCGACCUGUUGAACGCCAUUAAUCACAAAUUGGCGAAGUUUCUCGAUAACUGGAACUUGUUGAACAGUGACCUACGCAUGUUGGAAAUGACCACAAUCAAUGAACGCUGGCUAGAGCUAUACCGGUACAUGAUGCGGGAGUUGGACCGCGAAGCGGGCCAGGUGACGAUAAACAACCAGACUUUGGCUCUGACCGGUGGUGUGUCCCGUGACGUGCUUUGUGAGAUGCAGCAGAAGGUGGAAAUCACCCAACAGGCCUUCACGGUGUUUGGGGAGAUAAUCGCCGCUGUAGACGACCCAACCAUCCAGAAAAUGGUUCACUCCUUACAGAAGGAAUACCACACUCUCUUGCCGUCUUGGAACUGUGCCGUCCGCGAAUUUGCGGAGCUAGUGAAUGCCCAGCCAGCAGAUGAGAGCCCUGAAGCCAGUCGCAAACAUAGCAAUACAAAUGCGGCAGGGUUGCGCAUGUUCCGUGUGGGCUCCAAGAAUGCUGAAUCCCCUAUGCUUCCAAACGGCGAAUUCUCGCCUGAUAUGCGGAGUGUUUCUGACCCGGGUACAUUCCAGUCUUUCGAUAUGGCCUGCCGUGUUGGCCAAACAGAAGGGGAGGCGUCACCGACUCAGAUCAAUAUCAAGAACAAGAACAGACGCAGUUGGAUGAUGAUCCAGCCUGUGCUCAUCGAAGACUCGUCUCCGAAAACAAUGUCCAAGUUUUUCCCUGAGCAGAGCGUGCUCACCCCUACCGAAGCUAGGGACUCCAAGGCAUCGCCUAUAUGGGUAAACUUCUCGUCCGAAAACAUCCACGGCCAAGGGGGACUGAACAUUACCUCGCCGAUAGAGAUGGAUAAUAGCAUGUCUAAUAGCAUGUCUAAUAGCAGAUCUAAUAGUGUGGUCAAGUACGGAAGAAGCUCAAAUUCCCAAGACGGCUCAUUCAACGAUGACGAGACAGACACCUCAAUCGAGGUAUUGGCCCAAAAAUUGUCCAAGAUUCGGAUAUCACCCAACGGUUUGUUCUUUCGUGACAAUGCGCAACGCGCCCCGGCGCUUAACCCGAUCUCCGAAGGCUUGUUUCCGCCCUUCAUGGCCAGUGCCGGCACCUACCACCCAGUCCAGCCGCUGACAAUACUGCUGCCAUCUCUACAACCAUUACAGUCAUCCUCCGGCAGCCUAAACCAGCGGAGAUCGCUUGUCAGAGCAUCACCGAAUAACCGGAUCAGUCGUAUUCCGAGAUUAUCGUCGAUGAUACACCAACCGAGCUUGGUUGCUCAAUCUCCUCCCUUGUCAGCAACUUCCUCCGAUGAGUACGAUUUUGCCUUCUCCAACAGGGUGCGCGAUGACGGGAACCACAACCAUUUGCGACGCCAGAGAUCCUCGGUAGGCCCACAAACAGGAAGUAAGCUUCCCCAAAGGCCCCGCUCUGCCCUUAGUUUUAUUCCGGUUCCUAUAGCUUCUGCAGUCAAACUGAGCAGCGGUAAAACACUUAGUCCUCCACUCCCCCCAGCUGACUAUUCGUUCAAACAGGUCUCUAGACCUUCUUCCGCAGAAGCUCCAAAUGGGGCCACUACAGCAAGACAAGUGUUUUUAUAUGGUGGUUUGCCGAGACCGCCUUCUUCCCGCGUCUCUGUCUCUUUGAACCUGCGAAAUGAAAAUGAAACACCAUAUGGCCGCGUCAAGCCGCUGGCCAUGUAUAGGUAAAGAAGCGUGUGGUGUGCGCCGGAUGGAUACUAAUUAUAGAACGUCUACUAAAGACAGGAAGGUGUUCCGAGAGGGAUAGUAUUUGUGCAACUCGUAUGAAUAAAAGUUGCCCAGACCUGAGAAGCGCUAUUUUUGGCCGUGGAAGUGUAGAAACUUGAGCAAACUAGGG